Penicillium griseofulvum is the source of this 927-nucleotide messenger RNA. RefSeq lists its product as uncharacterized. Bases 1 to 927 code for a protein of 308 amino acids. The record is from RefSeq and is a predicted model, not a curated record. The transcript is spliced from 3 exons. Lineage: Eukaryota; Fungi; Ascomycota; Eurotiomycetes; Eurotiales; Aspergillaceae.
AUGACGUUAGUCCCAGUGUCAGAGGAUAACCCCUUCCAAUCUUUGAUUGCGGAAGUAAACAACGAUUCGGCAAUCCUACAAUCUCGGUAUGAGAACCACCGAGUAGCUCGCAAUAGCCAGCAAAGUGCAAAGAUCCUAUCCGACAGCUUUCCUGGCUGGUCACUUGACGAGAUUUUGAAGCGACUCGAUGGCCCUGAAAAGGAAGAUGGAUUUGUCGAUCCUCGAAACUGUCUUGUCAUCUGGGCCAGACCCUCACCCCAAGUUCGCGACCUGAUAUGCUUUAUCCAGAAUGAGUUGAAGAGCAUUUCUCCUUCACUCUGGCUCAUGCCGCCUGAAAACCUUCACAUCACCGUCUUGGAAGCUGCCCAUUCCCUGACGGAAGAGCAAAUUGAAGAACUUGUCCAGACGCUCCUGUCAUCCAAGGACAUCACAUCUGCAGAUAUCGCAGCGUAUCCACGCAGCCGCCCUACACGUCUCAUCAAGCCUAUGGUAAGCUUUGAUUCCGCCGCACUGGCGCUCAGCUUUGUUCCGGCUGCUGGUGAGUGCCUAGAAGCGGAAUCUGGUAGCGAUAACGAGCAAUACUCGUACCAUCAUCUUCGCCGAGAUGUGUUUGACUUGGUCCGACAAACCAAGGUCCCUGUGGCUUCGCGUUAUAUUGUUCCCUCGGCGCAUCUCACUAUUGCAAGGUUCAUUUCUCAGGACGGGUUUGCGGUCAAGGGAUCGGAUGGCGCAGAGACGGUUGAUCAUUCACGCGUCAAGUUGUUGGUUGAUAAAAUUGGUGAGAUUAACCAGAAGCUGGAGGAUGAGUAUUGGCCUAAGGAGGGUGCCAUCAGGGAGGGGGGUGAAUGGAUUGUUGGGCAAGAGGGCCUGGUAAUUCGGAGAGGUCGUGUCUGGUAUGGAGGCGGCGAGUAUGUGCCACUUGAGUAG